CACGUGACCCCUGCCGCAUGUAAAGAGAACGCGGCUGUUUACAAACACCCUACAGUACGUUACGCUGUGUCUCGGUUUAUUUAGCUAAUUCCGAACUGACAGCGACGCCGGAGGAUGGAAGUUGGAAGCGCGCAGCCGUAUUUCUUCGGAGACAUCGGCUGCUGGUCGGAGAGGACGGAGGUGCACAAGGCGGCCUCGCUCGGCCAGGCCUCGGAGCUGCGGGAGCUCAUUCAGAGCGGCGCCUCGGUCAACAUGGUCGCCGUGGACUCCAUCACGCCGCUGCACGAGGCGUGCGUCCGUGGACAGGCCCAGUGUGUGCGAUUGCUGCUGGAUGCUGGGGCCCAGGUGGAUGCCAGGAAUGUGGAUGGCAGCACCCCGCUGUGCGACGCCUGCUCAGCCGGCAGCUUGGAGUGUGUGAGGCUGCUGCUGCAGCACGGUGCCAAGACCAACCCGGCCCUCACCUCCCGCACAGCCUCCCCUCUGCACGAGGCCUGCAUGGGAGGUGGAUGCUGCAGCCUGCUUUGUUUGUUUGUAGCGCUAGGAAGCCAGAGUGUCUCGCUCAACAUAAUGUUUGUUUUCAUUUUAGGGAACUCAGACUGUGUGAAGCUUCUCAUUACCAUGGGUGCAAGUUUGGAGUCAUAUGACCUCUACUAUGGAACACCACUGCAUGUGGCGUGCGUUAACAAACACUUAGACUGUGUUAAAGUGCUGCUUAAUGCAGGUGCUAAAGUGAAUGCUACCAGGCUACAUGAAACCCCACUGCACCACGCUGCUAAAAACAUGAGAGUGGAGAUGAUUAAGACACUGGUCGAGUUCGGAGCCAAUGUCUACGCCAGAGAUCAGCAAGACAGAAAACCUGCAGACUACACCACACCAGGCUCGUCCUCUGCAGCCUGUCUACAACUCUAUGAGACCACUCCCAUGAGUCUGCAGCAGCUCUGCAGGCUAGCAGUGAGGAGGAAGCUGGGCACCCGAGCUCUGAAGGUCAUAGGUCAACUGGAAAUACCAAAGCUCCUCAUUGAGUACCUCUGCUAUCAGUGACUGUCGCCGAGAAGAGGAGCUGGAUCGUUGUGGAAAAAAAUGCCGGAAAAACAGAGAAAUGCAACAAAGGUGCCAAUGUGUUAAAUGCGAUGACAGUAACUGUUUAGAGAUGAGCACAAGGCUCCGUCCCACACGCUUCUUUUCAAAACCACAUUUGGAUCUCAAUAGAUAGCGAAUGUGGGCCUCAGACAUGAGGACGGUAAUGCUGCGUCUGCUGAAACAAGACUAAUUCAUUGUGUCACUCAACAUUUAGAAAAUAAACCUAUGGUAUAGACACAUUGUUAUUCGAAUUUUAAUCAUUUAUUAAAUCCUUGACAAAUGUGUCAAAAUGGAUUUAAUCUUAAAAGGCAAAUCUCUAAAACCAUUUUCACAAAGUAACAAUGUUCUCGUUUCCUGCUGGACCUGAUUCUCUUACUGUAUCUAUACUACAUUAGAAAGCGACUUAAAUUGAUGAGCAUUGUCUCAAAUCUCUUUAACUUGGUCUGUGAGGUUACACAUUGUUAAUGAAGCGGCUAUGAAUGUGGAGUAGGACUUCAAAUGUGAAAUAUGGCCUUGUGUGUAUAUAUUCACUCAAGUUCACUGGAUAAUUUAAAUUAAACAGUCUAGAGUCAGUCCACUAUA
Molecule: messenger RNA, 1662 nt
Organism: Betta splendens (Siamese fighting fish)
Lineage: Eukaryota; Metazoa; Chordata; Actinopteri; Anabantiformes; Osphronemidae
Gene: asb13a.2
Product: ankyrin repeat and SOCS box containing 13a, tandem duplicate 2
Exons: 5
Coding region: 115-1041 (308 amino acids)
Biological process (GO): intracellular signal transduction; protein ubiquitination; positive regulation of protein catabolic process
Molecular function (GO): protein binding
Source: RefSeq, a predicted model, not a curated record